Messenger RNA from Dendronephthya gigantea, 1358 nucleotides. RefSeq names its product F-box only protein 22-like. Gene Ontology annotation, molecular function: protein binding. The transcript is spliced from 3 exons. The record is from RefSeq and is a predicted model, not a curated record. Bases 89 to 1183 code for a protein of 364 amino acids. NCBI's taxonomy places the organism in Eukaryota, Metazoa, Cnidaria, Anthozoa, Malacalcyonacea, Nephtheidae. Gene Ontology annotation, biological process: protein polyubiquitination; positive regulation of proteasomal ubiquitin-dependent protein catabolic process.
GUUUGAGAUCAAUAAUUAUUUGAUCAAAAUGAAACUUUAUUAUACUUUCUGUGCAUUUUACGAUGCUUUAGCUUGAAAUUGUAAUAGCAUGAAUUUGAACACUGUUAGCGGCAUUCAACUGCUAGCUACAGAAACAUUGGCGGACAUUUUAAGUUAUUUACCAGGGCGAAGUUUAACAAACGUUCUGCUUGUCUGUCGUUUAUGGAAAGAAUUGGCUCAAAGGGAAUUGUCUCGAAGAAAUCAUUUUGUUUGUCGAGUUUAUCGCAGCAAUUCGCGAUCUGUAAAGCAUAUAGUUGCUGACAUUGGAAGGCAUAUUAAUGAAAUUUUAAACGACACAAGAAUAGUUCCAUCAGCUGCAAUUAUAAUAACAAGACACUUGAGUCGUUUGCUUCCAGAGAUCACCCCAAACCUGCCCAAGAACUGUGUUGUUAUUGGUACACAAAAAACAGGUGGCCUUAUUGUGGAAAACAAUAAAGGGCCACCAUUUGAAUUUAAGCAAGUAAACAAACAUGUUUCUAUCCUUUUAAUCCCAAAAGUGCCAGGUGUGAAUGUAAGUCUGUUGCAAAUGUCGUACAAGGAUGUGUCAGGUAAAGACAAGCCAGAAAAAUGGGAAACAAAGUUUGAUCAUCUUGUGGGAAAAGACAUAAAGUUUGUAUUUUUGAUUGGAAAUAUGACUUCAUGUGGUACCUAUUCGGAGUUUUGUUCUAACAUGUUCAAGAUUCUUGGAGAACAUGUUAUUGUCAGCGGUGGCGUGGCAAGUAAGCUUUCAAUCGCUUACAGCAAAGGCGAGACAAAAUCAAGCAUGAUAGCAGGUCUGGCGUUUGGUGGAAAUGUCGAGGCAAGUAGCGUUGUUUGCGAUGAAGAAUACUUUCUGCCUGAAACGUCAAGCAUUAUUCCACUUCUUCAAGAAUUGGGAAGUAAACAUACUCCAUGUCUGGGACGCCCAACUGCUUGUUUUUUAACGCCAUGUGUUGCGAUACGUGACGAUCUUUUGCGCGAUUUGGGGAGCUUGGAAUUCAAAAAAGCUUUUCCAGAAAUGAAAACAUUCGGAUUUCGUUGCUUUGGUGAAAUUGGAACAGAACCAUGCAAAUCACGUGGUAAUGAUGGUAAAGUGCAAAAUGUCUUGCCGCGAGGUGUCUUCCAUAGUUACAGUGUCGUGUUAAGUGUUUUAAAAUUUUUAUAGCAUUAUAUACAUGUGUAUAACAAUGAUGUACGGAAUUGUGGUGAGACCAUAUUGCGAGAAUUAUAUACAUUCAGUGAAUUCAAUCAAAGGUUGUCUUUCCGCGAAUGCAGAACUGGAACUCUAGGGGAGUAUAACUGCGAAAAAAAUGAUGGUGUUUUAAAGUCUGGGGCAUAGC